UCGGGGAACCAGGGGACCAAGGGAAUCAGGAUGACGGCCAACGGGACGGCGGAGCCGGUGCAGAUCCAGUUCGGGCUGAUCAACUGCAGCAACAAGUACCUGACGGCGGAGGCGUUCGGCUUCAAGGUGAACGCCUCGGCCGCCAGCAUGAAGAAGAAGCAGAUCUGGACGCUGGAGCAGGACGGGGAGGACUCCAGCGCCGUCCUGCUCAAAAGCCACCUGGGCCGGUACCUGGCAGCCGACAAGGACGGCCGGGUGAGCUGCGACAGCGAGGAGCCGGGGCCCGACUGCCGCUUCUUGGUGGUGGCUCACGGCGACGGGCGCUGGUCGCUGCAGUCCGAGCCCCACCGCCGCUUCUUCGGCGGCACCGAGGACCGUCUCUCCUGCUUCGCCCCCGCCGUCUCGGCGACCGAAAAAUGGAGCGUCCACUUGGCCAUGCACCCCCAGGCCAACCUGUACAGCCUGGCCCGCAAGCGCUACGCUCACCUGGGGCCGCGUCGCGACGAGCUGGCCGUGGACCGCGACGUGCCCUGGGGCGUGGAUGCCCUCAUCACCCUCCUCUUCGUCGAGCAGCGUUACAGCCUGCAGAGCUGCGACCACCGCCUGCUCCGCAGCGACGGCCGCCUGGUUCCCGCCGCCGAGCCCGGCACUGCCUUCACCCUCGAGUUCCGCUGCGGGAAGGUGGCCUUUCGCGACGGGGAGGGCCGUUACCUCGCUCCCUCGGGACCCAGCGGGACCCUCAAGGUGGGAAAGAGUGCCAAGGUGGGCAAGGACGAGCUCUUCGCCCUGGAACAGAGCUGCCCGCAGGUCGUGCUCCGAGCUGGCAACGACAGGAAUGUCUCCACCCGGCAAGGGAUGGACCUGUCGGCCAAUCAGGACGAGGAGGGUGACCAGGAGACCUACCAGCUGGAGAUCAACAAGGACACCAAGAAAUGCGCCUUCAGGACCUACACUGGGAAGUACUGGACCCUCACCUCCAACGGAGGAAUCCAGUCCACCGCCUCCACAAAGAACGCCAGCUGCUAUUUUGACAUCGAGUGGUGCGACAAACGCAUCACCUUGAAAGCUGCCAACGGCAAGUAUGUGACGGCGAAGAAGAACGGGCAGUUGGCGGCCUCCAUGGAGACAGCGGGUGAGACGGAGCACUUCGUGAUGAAGCUGAUCAACAGACCCAUCAUCGUCCUCCGCGGCGAGCACGGCUUCAUCGGGUGCCGGAAGGUGACCGGCACCCUCGACUCCAACCGCUCCUCCUACGACGUCUUCCAGCUGGAGUUCAACGACGGGGCCUACAACAUCAAGGAUGCCACCGGGAAGUACUGGAUGGUGGGCAGCGAGUCGUCCGUCACCAGCAGCAGCGACAGCCCCGUGGACUUCUUUUUUGAGUUCUGCGACUAUAACAAAGUGGCCAUCAAAAUCAACGGCAAAUACCUGAAGGGCGACCACGCCGGGGUGCUCAAGGCGUCUGCCGACGCCAUCGACGCCUCCACCCUCUGGGAAUAUUGAUGCACUUUAGCAUACCUCCCUCCCGUUGCCAACUUCUCCUUCCCCUCUUCCCUCCUUUUCGGUUUUCCUUUUGGUUUGUUUUUGAUUUCUGCUGGGUUUUGUUUCUCCUCUCUGUAACAGGAUUGUCAGACUGGCCCUUCCUCCUGCUGUAGUCGGUGCGUUAAGUGAGACUCAGAAGUCUCUGUAAGAACUGGAAAAGGGAUGGGGCAGCCUGCCUAGAGCUUUGUUAGAGGAGUCUGUCCCUCCCCUCCCCCUGCCCACCCCCCCCUCCAGGUUUGCUGGGCUUGGAAACUGCCAUUCCCAUGCACCCCCAACCCCAAGCAUCACCUGAGUUUCUUUUCCUGGGUUGAUAAAAGGGAACAAGCUCACCUCCGUGCUCUGUGCUCGCCUGUGCCGUGGCAGCGCUGGCACCGCCUCGGGCUGUGCUGCUGCUGCCCCCAAGCACCCGUCUGUGUCCACCUGCCCUGCUCCAGCCUGGGCAGAGCGAUGGUGCUCGGUGCCCCCUUGGCUCCCCCAGCAGCUUCUCUCUGCUCCUGUCUCUCGGGGCAGGAUUCAGCCCCAGCUGAGCCAUAAGAGGUGACCUUACAUAUCGCAGCAUCCCCGGGGCCAGGGCUGGCGUGUGCCAGCACGUGUCCCCGCGGAAGGGCCAGCAAGCCCACCCCUCCCCAUGCACCUGGAAAUGAUUUUUUUUAGGGUGAUCCCUUCUGGAAAGUCUCAGCCUUUCAUCUCAUGAAGCUCUGUGCUCCUUGUGUCCCUCUGCCCCUCCCUAUGUUCCUGGCUCAGGACGAGCAUCAACGAGCCCAAUGGUGG
Molecule: messenger RNA, 2313 nt
Organism: Colius striatus (speckled mousebird)
Lineage: Eukaryota; Metazoa; Chordata; Aves; Coliiformes; Coliidae
Gene: FSCN1
Product: fascin actin-bundling protein 1
Exons: 5
Coding region: 31-1503 (490 amino acids)
Biological process (GO): cell migration; actin filament bundle assembly; establishment or maintenance of cell polarity
Cellular component (GO): microvillus; actin cytoskeleton; filopodium
Molecular function (GO): protein-macromolecule adaptor activity; actin filament binding
Source: RefSeq, a predicted model, not a curated record